Physella acuta is the source of this 1641-nucleotide messenger RNA. RefSeq lists its product as uncharacterized. Gene Ontology annotation, biological process: positive regulation of protein ubiquitination. The record is from RefSeq and is a predicted model, not a curated record. Gene Ontology annotation, molecular function: protein binding. NCBI's taxonomy places the organism in Eukaryota, Metazoa, Mollusca, Gastropoda, Physidae.
AAUUUUAUAAGGGUUCAUAAAAUCAACAAUAACAUAAGCUGCAUCGUUUGAAAACUGCUCCGACCGCCUUUUUUUUGUAUUUAUUUUAACUAAAAUUUAAAAAUGAACAGGGUAAGAAAGACUACUGUAACGAGCACAGUCCUUUUGGCAUUGGAUCAGACCAAAGAGAAGUAUGUAAUGUUAAACAAACCAUCAAAUGUGCCGUAUCUGACGAGCCUGAUACCUCAAGAAAUUCUUAUAAAAAUCUUUAGCUAUUUUGACCUUAAAGACUUGGUGAAACUAGCUGGUGUGUGUAAGUCUUGGCGCGACUUAAUCCACGGCACACCACAAUUUUGGUGGAACGCCCACCUAAAACUUUCAUGUAAAAAACAGUCCAAGCUAAGACAAAACUCUUACUUGUUCGCCAAACUUUACGGAAGUCGGUGCCGGAAUUUGGUGAUCAGUUGCGAGCACCGGUUCCACUAUCUCGGCUGCUGUCGGACAAUGAUCGUCUAUUUAAGAAAGUUAUUACUCCUUUUACAUCCGCCAAAUUUGACGUCAUUGAAAAUAUCUGACGCACGGAUAGGUUGCGAAAGAGAGUCCGUUAUGUCAAGCAUCCUUCAAAUUCUGACACGAAUGCUGUCCAGAUUUGACCGUCUAGAAUGUUUCGCGAUGCCGUUUGCGAAAUGGCAAGUCCUCGAAGGCACCAAAGUCUUUGACGCCGUGAUAUCCGCGUCUAAGGAAACACUUCAGAUUCUAAUGAUUGAAGGCUUUUUCCAUAUACUUAGAGAGCUUAUAGUCGGCAUACCUGUAGAUUUUGAUGCUGUGACCAACAACAUACUUUCUUUAAAAAAUUUGAAAAAGCUGGGGAUCGACUACUUUGUUCUGACAGAUGAUUUUGUUAAUGCGCUGUCUACUUCCUGUAUAAAGUUAAAAACAUUGAGAAUAUGUGUGCCUUUUUGUGGUGUUGAUACAAAAAUCAUCACUCAAAGCUGUUGGGUUAAUUUGGUAAAAGAUUUUCCAACGAUGACAGUUGAGUUAUCAUUUGCUGGCCUUUUUGAAGACCCUACUGUGUCCAUUCCUGCUGUUUUGGAUCCAGUUUUACCCAUCAACAAGAUCCGGUUGGACUUGCGAGACGGUUACAACCGCCAUACCGAACCGAAUAUUGGGGCUGUGCUGCUACAUAUCUCGACCCACUUCAGUCGUUGUCUGGUCAAAUUUGAGAUGGACAUAGAUAAUUUCGACAACCCGAUUGACGGAGCCUUAGAGAUAUUAGUCAGGAAUUGUCAACGUCUUCUACAUCUAAAGGCCUCGGCUCACUUUGCUAGUCCACAUACACGACAGAGAGUUCUGGACCUGAUACAAGCCAGAAGGCAAAGGCUCAUAGAAUGUAAACAUCUAGAGAUAUCCAACAAGCGACGAAAAUUAAACCCGCCCGACGGCCCAGGUUCGAGUACCGCCACUAGAGAGAGUUAGGGAUCUAAGUGCAAGAUAAGGUCGGAGUAAGAUAACACUGUCCAUGGGUCAGUCUAUCUCCACGGAAACAAUGCCAUCUAUUAUAGGAAGCAUUUAUAAUGUUUACCAUCUGUAAUCAGCUACCAUCAUAAAAUAUUUAAUUGAAAUGAUUGUUUUCAGCUAUUUAAAUUGUUGAAUAAAAGAGUC